This is a messenger RNA of Eutrema salsugineum, 1401 nucleotides long. Its product is annotated as tryptophan synthase beta chain 1. Gene Ontology annotation, cellular component: cytoplasm. NCBI's taxonomy places the organism in Eukaryota, Viridiplantae, Streptophyta, Magnoliopsida, Brassicales, Brassicaceae. The record is from RefSeq and is a predicted model, not a curated record. Gene Ontology annotation, biological process: L-tryptophan biosynthetic process. Gene Ontology annotation, molecular function: tryptophan synthase activity.
AUGUCGUUAACUAACAUCCAGGUUCAAGGACAGCCAGUCCCUAGGGUAUCGGCAAGAAACCACAGUAUGAGAAACUCUGUUGUUUGCGGAGUUUCCAUAAAACGUCACCACCGUGUAAGCAAUGUACUCAGCCGUAAGAGUGGUCCAUCGUUGGGUUCUAUUCCAAUAAGAACCGACGAGAGCCAGUUUCUUCGUGUUGACGGUACCGGUAAAUUCGGGAGGUUCGGUGGGAAGUUUGUACCGGAGACAUUGAUGUCUCGCCUGAGAGUUCUUGAAGACGAAUUUAAUUUUGUUUUGGUUUUGAGCGAUCAUAAAUUUCAGGAGGAGCUAACCACAACAUUAAGAGACUACGUAGGAAGAGAAACCCCUCUCUACUUCGCCGGACGUUUAACGGAACACUACAAGAACCUAGCUAGAACCACCGGAGGAGGUGGACGAAGCGGUGGUCCCGAUAUCUACCUAAAAAGGGAAGAUCUUAGCCAUGGUGGAUCCCACAAAAUCAACAACGCUCUCGCUCAGGCAAUGAUCGCCCGGCGGCUUGGUUGCAGCCGUGUGGUAGCCGCCACAGGAGCCGGGCAACAUGGGGUCGCCACGGCGGCUGCAUGUGCAAAGUUUUCGUUGGAGUGUACUGUUUUCAUGGGAACCACUGAUAUAGAGAAACAAUCCUCUAAUGUACAGUCCAUGAAACUGCUUGGUGCUCAGGUGAAAUCAGUGGAGGGAACAUUCAAAGAUGCGAGCUCAGAGGCGAUUCGAAAUUGGGUGGGAAAUCUAGAAACCACAUACUAUUUAUCUGGCACGGUCGUAGGACCGCACCCGUGUCCAGUAAUGGUACGUGAGUUUCAAUCCGUGACUGGGAAAGAGACGAGAAGGCAAGCAAAUCAACUAUGGGGUGGUAAGCCUGAUGUGUUGGUGGGUUGUGUGGGGAGUGGCUCAAACGCAUUAGGUCUGUUUCAUGAGUUUGUUGGAGAUGAGGAUGUGCGGCUAGUCGGGGUCGAGGCGGCAGGGCUCGGUCUGGAUUCAGGGAAACAUUCAGCUACUUUGGCCGUUGGGGAGAUUGGUGUAUAUCACGGUACGAUGAGCUAUUUAUUGCAAGAUGAUGAAGGACAUAGACCACACUCCAUAGGAGUUGGGUUAGAGUAUCCUGGAGUUGGACCGGAGAUAAGCUUUCUGAAAGAAACCGGAAGAGCCGAAUUCUACACAGCAACAGACCAAGAAGCAAUUCAAGCGUGCAUGCUGUUGAGCAGAUUGGAGGGAAUAAUCCCGGCAUUGGAAGCGUCUCACGCGCUCGCGUUCCUCGACAAACUCGUUCCUACUCUGCGCGAUGGUACCAAAGUGGUCUUGAAUUGCAGUGGCCGUGGCGACAAAGAUCUAGACACUCUCAUGCAACGAGGCAUUGCCUAA